This is a messenger RNA of Temnothorax curvispinosus, 1483 nucleotides long. Its product is annotated as UPF0454 protein C12orf49 homolog. Gene Ontology annotation, biological process: positive regulation of SREBP signaling pathway. NCBI's taxonomy places the organism in Eukaryota, Metazoa, Arthropoda, Insecta, Hymenoptera, Formicidae. Bases 517 to 1419 code for a protein of 300 amino acids. The transcript has 4 exons. The record is from RefSeq and is a predicted model, not a curated record.
ACCGUGUUGCCUCAAAACUAUCUUUCAACAAGUCAACGAACCUGAACGAACCCAAUAGGCAUUGGGCAAUAUAGGGCCAAUAGGCAUAUCACAUAUCACAUCACAUCGUGCAUCGUGGCCAUCGCCGCUCAUCACCGCGUGUUUGUUCCGUUGGCUCAUAAUUAACGAAACUCGUUCGAUCAACGAGACAGUAAUCCAUAGAACCCGUUCGAUCGCUUAUCCUCGUUGCGAUGAAACCGACAGCGUGCGUGAACUCGGCAAAAUAAUGUUUAUAGUGUUUCACGAACUUUCGGAGUAAACCUAACCUCCUUCCUCGCAUCGAUCUCUGCGAAUCUCUGUGGAUCUGCGAUCGCGUUUCGAUGUCCUCGUUGCGAAGCCGAACUAGCCGAAGCCUUCUCGCGGUCGCACGCGGUAUCUUCUACACAGCACGUCCCAAUGAUCGUCCCGCGAGUACUAUGUCCGGCGAAUUCAAGGCGAUUUUGGUGAGGAGAAGCGUAUAAGCGGAACGCAGAAAGGAUGUCAAGCUGCACGAGCCUGAUCCGAUUGCUUAGACGACGUCUCGUUCUUGGACUCAUUUUCGCCCUGUCGCUGACGUAUUGUGCCUUUUCGUUGCUCCGAAAUGAAAAGAAAGGGCCACCGAAUCUGGACAAUGAUCUCGAUAUGGAUCCCAUGAUGAUCAAUGAUAACAAUAAACUGAUACCUGACGAUAACACUCUAGAAGAACUAAGAGCGUCUGAUAAAUCUCCAUUGUGGCAGGUGGAAAUUCUUGAUCAAGCGGCUAAUGAUAACACAGAAGAUAUGGAUGCAUCUAAUUUAAAUGACAGCGACGUUUCUGCUCAGACUUGUCGCAAUUCUAUUCAAGGAAGAGGCUUGAUAGUUGAUGAUCGUGGUGUCGUAUGUUUGAGACACGAAGUUCUAUCGAAUGGAUGUUGUACGAUAGAGCAGAUACAGACUUCAAAAAAUGAAGAGUCACUGUCUAUGGCUAGAAGGGAAAGAUACAGCUGCAAAACGUGCAAUCCUCAAGGGUGCUGUACCAUUUACGAGUAUUGCGUGUCCUGCUGUUUGCAUCCCGACAAGCAAAUAAAAAGUCGGAAGGACGUAUUAUCGAACUCUGCAAAAGUACAAAAAGACGUAGGAAGAAUGCCUAUUCGCAAUUCGGAUCGCUUUCAGAUUUGUUUAGCCGCUUGUCGCACCUCGAGUUCCAGUGUGCGACACGAGAACACUUACAAAGAUCCCCUCGCGAAGCACUGUUUUAUCACACAACGAUAUCGGCGCAACAUUAAUUCAUUAAAUAAUAACGGCGACAAUCUCGCCGUUGUCGUUACUUCUUCUUCUGUAGUGACGUUACUUGCCUACCCCUCUCCCGAAUAUUACCCCUAUUUACUCAACCCCACAUUAUCUGCAUCGGUCUUAUGCUAACGUUAUCUAAUUAUUACCAUCAUAAAAUAAUAGCCGUCGUGAUACAAUAUAAAUCAAUAGUUUG